Malaya genurostris is the source of this 1584-nucleotide messenger RNA. Its product is annotated as methionine aminopeptidase 1. The record is from RefSeq and is a predicted model, not a curated record. Gene Ontology annotation, biological process: proteolysis. Bases 202 to 1332 code for a protein of 376 amino acids. Lineage: Eukaryota; Metazoa; Arthropoda; Insecta; Diptera; Culicidae. Gene Ontology annotation, molecular function: metalloaminopeptidase activity. The transcript has 5 exons.
CUGAGCGAGGAGCUUUUUGCAGCUGAAUUUUUGUUUCUUCUUCCAAUCAAAACAGUUCCUUGUGUGGUUGUAAUCAGUUUUUCGCAUUAUUGUGGCACAUUGCGUAGUUUUUAUUAUUCAGUGUUCCAGCUCGAUUUCGUUAGUUUCAAUAACAAUUUUGUUGUUUUAAAUACAAAUUAGGUUAUACAUUGUGGCAUCACGAUGACCGACGCAAAAGUAGCGCAUAGCUGUGAGACGGAGAAUUGCACAAAAGCGGCCACCCUCCAAUGCCCAGUGUGUCUCAAAAUGGGCAUUCAAGGAUCGUAUUUUUGCAGUCAAGACUGUUUUAAGGGAUCUUGGAAGUCGCACAAGGUGAUUCAUCUGUUAGCAAAGGGAAACAACGAUAAGAACGCCUACAAUCCGUGGCCUUAUUACACAUUUACGGGCAAGUUACGACCAUUUCCGCAAUCUGAAAUAAGAGCAGUGCCCUUAAAGAUUCCACGUCCGGAUUAUGCCGAUCACAAGGAAGGUCGAUCCAAAUCGGAAGAAGCGUUGCGUGGAAAUACCACGAUUAAAAUACUGGAUGAUGAAGAGAAGGAAGGCAUGCGGGUAGCAUGUCGGUUAGGGCGAGAAGUUUUGGAUGAAGCGGCUAGGGUUUGCGAUGUUGGUGUAACUACGGAUGAAAUCGAUCGGAUCGUACACGAAGCUUGCAUAGAACGAGAGUGCUAUCCGAGCCCUCUAAAUUAUUACAAUUUCCCGAAGUCAUGCUGUACCUCAGUGAACGAGGUUAUUUGUCAUGGAAUUCCGGACAUGCGCCCCUUGGAGGACGGCGAUAUUUGCAAUGUGGAUGUAACGGUGUAUUUCAGAGAAUUCCAUGGGGAUUUGAACGAGACAUUUUUCGUAGGCAACGUUAAGGAUCAACACAAGAAACUAGUGCAGGUCACUUAUGAGGCACUAAUGAAAGCGAUCGCCAUCGUGAAACCCGGUGAACGAUACCGUGAAAUCGGCAACGUUAUUCAAAAGCAUGUUCAUGCCCAUGGUUAUAGCGUUGUUAAGAGUUAUUGCGGCCACGGAAUCCAUCGAUUAUUCCAUACUGCACCGAAUGUACCCCAUUAUGCCAAAAACAAUGCGGUUGGAGUUAUGAAGCCAGGCCACUGCUUUACUAUCGAACCGAUGAUAUCGGAAGGCACGUGGCGCGAUGUUUCAUGGCCGGACGAUUGGACAGCUGUUACUGCCGACGGACUGUUCUCUGCCCAGUUCGAACAAACAUUGUUGGUUACCGAAACGGGAUGCGAUAUACUCACAAAACGAAGGAACGCCGACGGAUUACCGCAUUUCAUGGAUAAGUUGUAACUUGUUUUAUUGGCAGUCCAAAAAAUAAUUGGAGAAAUUGCGUCGUACUUUUCAUAGUUUAUUUUUUUAGUAGUUUCUUUUCGUUCUACAGAUAAAUAAUAGAAUCAAUAUUUUCAUCGUGUUUAGCUGCACAACAUCCGCAGCGAAUAAAACUCUUUUCAACUGUUUUGUUUGAAACAUUGUUUUGUAAUGUACAAAAUGUUUGUAAAACUAAUAAACCAGAAUUGUUGAUAGCUUUCUCACGUUCUCUUA